Aricia agestis (brown argus) is the source of this 3798-nucleotide messenger RNA. RefSeq lists its product as uncharacterized. Gene Ontology annotation, cellular component: plasma membrane. The transcript has 7 exons. The record is from RefSeq and is a predicted model, not a curated record. Bases 49 to 3324 code for a protein of 1091 amino acids. Gene Ontology annotation, biological process: phosphatidylserine exposure on apoptotic cell surface; apoptotic process involved in development; engulfment of apoptotic cell. Lineage: Eukaryota; Metazoa; Arthropoda; Insecta; Lepidoptera; Lycaenidae.
GUAUUAAUCAAUUCCCACUGUUUAUAAAUAUGUGCAUUUAAUUUUACAAUGGCAGAAGCCUGUCGACUUGGAACCUCCACUGAAUCCCGAAAUGGGAAUAAUUUAGAUGAAAAUUAUUGUAUUUUCAACGUUCUAUGUGUUUUUAUAUCGCUAGUUACAAUACUUGCCGAUUUUACGACAGAUAUACUAGUUUUUGCUGAAUAUUGCAAGAAUGGAUACUGGUAUUGGGCCCUAACUACCAUGCUCUUUAUGGUAUCUCCUAAUCUACUGAUAAAUAUUUUUUCAUUGAGAUGGUUCGUAAGUGACGACAAAUGCACUAUACGGCAAUGGAUAACUCAUGGGUUUUUAGUGGGCCUACUGGAAAGAUACAUAAUCUUCCUCCAUGACGUUUUCUCGUGUAAGAGUCUGGAGUCAGUUAAAACACAGAAGUUGAUAAGUCAAAGGAAUGACUUGGCUUUACUGCACUUUUUAUACAUCUUCACUGGAACAGUUCCACAGAUUAUUCUGCAAAUGUAUUCAAUUGUGAUACUCAAUGACAAUUAUUAUACAAAAGUUUUCGCGUUAUCAGCAUCUGUAGCAUCUGUGAUAUGGGGUUGUGUUACGUACAUAUAUUGUGUAGCUGCGUAUAUUUCUGAUUACUUUCAUUCGAUCUCAUUUUUACUGAGACUCACCUGGCAUUUUGGCAUUCUAAUUGGAAGAAUUUCAGGGAUAUUGCUCUUCACAAUAAUAUUUGGUGUCUGGACAUUAAUACCUUUAGGUUUACAUUGGUUCGCUAUGACCUUCUGGAUAAUAUCCCUGAAAACUUCAUUCUGUCAUAACAAAUUCAAGGAAAUAUUCUACAAUGCUGUCAUGGGUUUUGUAUAUUGCUUCUGCUAUAUUAAUCUUAAAGAGGGGCACACAAGAUACUUUGUUAUGAUGUUCUACACUCUGAUUGUGACUCAGAAUUUUGGCAGCUUAUUUUUGUAUGUGCUUGUAUCGGAGCCAGAGAGGCUUCAGAAGUCGUGGUCUAUAGCUGCCACAGUUUGUGAUAUUUUUGGAACAAUCAUAGGUAUAUUGUCAACAAUACUGUACUACAGAUUUUUUCAUUCAAAGGGACCUAUUAGUUGGAGGAUGCACCCUGAUGUUGAGCUAAACAACAAAGUUGUUAGUCAAACCAGUUGUGCCUCUAUUCCAGACAAAUCUAAAGAUAAUCAUCCAAUUCGGUCCUUCAAAAGCUCCAAAAAUACUGAAGUUCAUGGGAUCACCAAUGCAUCAAGUCAACAGACUGUACAAGUCGAGAGCGAGAAUGCCGACAAGAAAUUCCUUCUAGAUCAUUGGAUUGCUCGCUCUGGCACGCCUACGUUCACAUCAGCUCCGAUAGGAAACAUCAGUACCGAUGCCUCCAGUAUUGAGCUCUACAGCGUAGAGAAUACUCCUCAAUCAAUCAUCUCUAAGAAAGACAAAUCCCACAAUCACUCGAAAACCCUCAAAAAGAAAAUUUGCUCCCCAACCGAGUUAAACUUAAAAUUAACCUCCAUAGAAAACAUAGAAAGUUCGAUCGACGAAAUUACGUCGAACAAUCUGAAUUUACAAAAACGUAGAGGCUUCUGCUCUUCGGACGAACUGAGAAACGAAUUCACCAAUUUGAACAUUGAAAACUGCAAUCUAAACAAUCAGAUCAAGGCACUGAAGUCCGACCACUGUUCCGAAGCGAGCCACGUCACCGACGGAAGCAACAAAAAGUCCUCGUCCGAUUCCAUCGACAUGGAUCUCGACUUGAGUUUCAGCGACAUCAACAGCUCCGAUAUAAACACGUUCAAUGAAAACAUCGUCCAGAAACUGUGUCUGAGCGCGCUGAAGAACAUCAAAGUUGGCAACCAGGAUGCCGACAUCGAAAACAUACAGAGAAUAGCCCUAGACAUCCUCAAAGAGAUGUACACGAAGAAAGAUAAGUUAAAAAACGGUAUUACUACACAGCUGCUUCAGAAUAAGAGGGAUCUCGAUACUCCUACAGAGGUUCUAUCGGUGCACGAUUACGAGAACAUAUGCGCAGUGAACAUCGCGCGAGAGGCGUGGGGAUUACGCUCUUGGAACGGCUACUGUGACAUCGAGAACUGGCUUCACGACGGUAGCGUCGUCAGGGAUAGAAGCAGGGACACGUUCACCUCUGGCAGCUCAGAGAUCAGCAGUUGUCUGUCCCAGGAACUGAAGAACGCUAUCCUCUCCGCUCCCUCGUUUCCCAAGAAGUCGCACACAUACUCCAAUGUGUUUGUGAGAAACGACAGGAGCCAGGAGGACUAUGCCAAUACAGUUAUCUGUCCGACUACCGAAGAUUUUGCGGCGAAACCCUACAUUAUCGAUACGAGCAAAGAUCCUAAUCAUCUGGAACCUAUACUCGAGGAGCUCGACGAUUUAGACCUCGAUCUAUCGAAUAAGAAGUCGUUCAAUUCCGAAUGCUCGUUAGUUGCGACCAUAGACGAAAUACGAAAGGCGACGGUCACGAAUUCCCCGAGAAACUUGUAUCACAGACGGGAAAAUCAGUGGGACUCCCCCCAGUUCCAUAGCAACACCAAAAGUGUUGGCAACUUGAAGAAAGCCCUUUGGAAGGACACAUGCAAAUUGGACAAUGACCACCGAAUUGAUUUAGUCCCAGAAAAGGAAUAUGGACUGUCGAGUGAUAUGCCUUACCAUCCUCAACUAGACAGUAAAGAACUGAAAGCAAUCUCUGAUGCUGCGCUACUAGAUAACGAUUUGAGUAAUUGUAAAACUACCCCCAGAAAGCACAAAACUACGAAAGUCCAAAACAAAGGAGUGAAUAGGAGCACAGAGCAGUUGCACGAUCUUUCGAAUAAGGAUAUAGACUUUUUAUGGCAACUGGUUUCUGACAACACUCUACCUGUAAGUUAUGCUUUCGAGGACACACAUUUGAGUAACAAAACUCCUUCUCUUCAAUCUCUGAUCCAAAAAGAUUCCUCCCCAACCGACGUUCUGAACACGCCAACAUCAAAAAUAACAAAUAUCAAAAAGAACAUACGGACUAAACCGAGAAGAAAGUUUUCCAUUUUAAGGGAAAGAUUUGAGCCAAAAUCGAACGUAAAUUGUGACAAAGAAACGUUGUAUUAUGAGACCGAGAAAAUACAGGAUACGAUGAACAUAAAUACGAGUAACGUGUUAAAAAAAUGCCAAGAUAAAGCUGAUGAGAUUCACAAAGAAACAUAUCAGUCAGAUGUGCCUUAUAUGUCCUCGUAUACUUCACCAAGGAACAUUAAAGAUAAGCGCUCCUUGUUUAUGAAGCAAGUGCUUAGCCCACCAAAAUUUAAUACCAAGUUAAAAUACAAAGCAUAAUUCAUAGGAUAUUGAUACAUAGUUCCUUUUGAAUGACACAUAUAUUUUGGAGUUUUAUGAAGUCAAUAAUCUUAUAUGGAUCUCAGAGAAAUAGUCGCAUGGCACAAAUGUAAGAUAGUAGUGAUAACAAAAAUUAUAUGUUAGCCUGGCCUGAGUUACGAAGAACUGGUAGUGAGGUCAUUGCACGUUUUAUUACACCAAUAUUAUUACUUGAUGAUGAAAUCUUGAAGAUUUUACCAAAAUCCAUACAUAAUACUGAUGAAGUCAAUAUAUCAGGUCAGGCUAAACUUUCAAUGCUCUUCCACAUUAUGUUUUCCAUAGUGUAUAAGUACCGCUUACAGAAGUAAGCAAGUUAGGGCGAAGCCAAAUUGCUUUGUUGCGUUGCGACUGCGGAGCGUCGCCGCAGCGAUUUCACACUAUCACCAUGUCAAAAGGCCGGGCGCGCACUAGCGGCCAAGCCGCAGUGGCCAUUAG